AUGUUACCAAAGAUUCGACGAGUUUCCUCAAUUUUACGUAAAAAUAAUAAUGAAUCAUCCACAUCAAAUAAUCAAUUAAUUCCACAAUCAAAUGAACGUCUCAGUAACAAAAGUAGUAGUUCAAGUAGCAAAAGUACAGAAGAUGGCAACAAUGUUUAUGUUGAAACAUUGUUAUACAUUGUACAUGUUGAUGAUAUCGAUUUGCCAAUAUCACCAACGGAUGACACGACAGAGGAAGUGUAUGACGUCGAUAAUGAACAGCAACUAUCAACGACAAAUCAAAUGAGUAGACGUCUAUCUAAACGAACAACAGCAAGUUUUAAUGAACGUCAUCAAACGUCCAAAGAACCCAUUUAUAGUCGACCAUCAUUUACUUUCGCUAAUCCUCUACGACGUCUUAACAGUUUACUUAAAUCUGAUGAUAAACCAACGCAAAGUCCAUCCACUCCAAAACUGAAUAGAUCACCUUUGUAUGCAUCAACCGCAAAACGAUCAUCAACGUUUCUCAACCAAUCAUGUUCAGAAAAUCAAGGCAAAAGUAAAGACGAAGAUGAACAGCGACUAUUUCCACUACCUCCACCAUCAUUUCUUUAUGACAAUCCAAUAACAACUGCUGAAGAACAGGCUACCAUUGAAGCCAGUGGUCCUGGUCUUAAAGACGGUUUUACAAAUGACAAUUGUCAUUUUGAUUUGAAUGCACCGAAUGUGGAAUUAAAAAAACUUGUUAUUGCAAUUGAUGGCCCAUCGAAAGCGGAUAUUCAAAUCGAAAUUGUCGAUACUGGUAUUUAUCGUGUAUUUUAUACAUGUCAUACACCCGGUAACUAUCAUAUUUCUCUAACAUAUGAUGGUCACCAUAUUGGUGAUUCGCCUUACCAUUUACGUUUACGUAAUCAACUCUUACAAGAACAAGUUGUACCGCCAGCUCUGCCACCAGCUCUCAUCUCACCGCGUGCUUUAAUCGAACCUAUUGAGUUCCAUGUCAAUACUCCAUGUAUAGUCACUGUUCGACCAGAAGUACCGUGUGGUAUUUUUCAAGCUUAUAUUCAAGCGCCUCAAGGAAAUAUGAAUUUACCAAUUACAGUUCAUAAAUCCGCCAAAUCCGAAUGUUAUGAAAUCUAUUUUUUACCAAACAUCUGUGGCAAUCAUUUACUCAAUGUUAGUCUUAAUCAUGUACCAAUUGUUGAUAGUCCGUGUCGAUUAACUGUGCGUUCAUCUUCAUCGUCGAAGCCAAUAGCAGCUACUGGACAAGGUCUUUUCCAUGCAUAUGCAGGCGAAGCAAGUCAAUUCUUCGUAUCCAAAUCGCCUAUUGAUUCAUCAUCUGGAACAGGAACGUUUUCUGUUGGUAUCAGUGGACCAUCAACAGUUUUUCUUGAUGCUAAUGAAACCGAACAUGGUUACGAAUUUCACUACAAACCAAUGCGAUGUGGAAAAUAUUUUAUUACAAUUAAAAACGGUGGAAAACACAUUCAAGGUAGUCCGUUUAUGUGUCGUGUUUACAGUAAACCCAAUGAAAAUCGAGCACUUCUAUCAACAAUGUACGAAAUCGAAACUGAUAAUGUUGAUGAAACAACAAUCGGUUCUACAACUCAAGCAACAUCGAGCUGUAAUUCAUUAUUACCAAUUCAAACACUAUUGAAUCCUAUUCAUUCCUCUUCAACAUCAACUACCUAUGUUGAUCUGAAUAUUCUUCGUUCAUCAAUGACUGGUGAUGCAUCGCAAGUGUGUGUUUUUGGAACUGGUCUUUACGAAGCAAAACCACGACGAAAAGCAAAGUUUAAAAUCGAUGCUAGUCAAGCAGGUUUUGGUUUAUUAUUAGUUGGCCUUUAUUCAUCUCGUGGACCAGCAGAACGUCUUGUUAUUAAACGAACAAAUCUCUCAUCUCCUGGAUAUGUUUAUAAAGUGUCUUAUCGUGUUCGAAUACGUGGUCAAUAUAUGUUAGUAAUUCUUUACGGUUCAACGAUGCAACAUGUUCCCGGUAGUCCUUAUCUUGUCGUUGUUGAAUAG
This is a messenger RNA of Adineta ricciae, 2004 nucleotides long. Lineage: Eukaryota; Metazoa; Rotifera; Eurotatoria; Adinetida; Adinetidae. The record is from the annotation of a GenBank genome assembly.